Oncorhynchus tshawytscha (Chinook salmon) is the source of this 4085-nucleotide messenger RNA. Its product is annotated as pantothenate kinase 3-like. Lineage: Eukaryota; Metazoa; Chordata; Actinopteri; Salmoniformes; Salmonidae. Gene Ontology annotation, molecular function: pantothenate kinase activity; ATP binding. The transcript has 7 exons. Gene Ontology annotation, biological process: coenzyme A biosynthetic process. Bases 526 to 1878 code for a protein of 450 amino acids. The record is from RefSeq and is a predicted model, not a curated record. Gene Ontology annotation, cellular component: cytosol; nucleus.
AAUGCGUUAAAGUAAUGCUUUAAGGUUAUGCGUUAAGGUUAUGUGUUAAGGUAAUGCGUUAAAGUAAUGCUUUAAGGUUAUGUGUUAAGGUAAUGGUAUGAACGGCCCAAGGAUCACAAAUAGCAGUGACCAUAGCCCGUGUCCCCCGGAGAGGGCACACGGGUUCGGGAGCCAUUACUUGUGACGUAAACUAGCUCGUUAACGGCUGUUUUAACUCAGACUGCGGUAGCGGCGGCGUGUAAAAGUCGGAAGUAAAUGACCGACAGUGACCUCCUGGCCAAAACGUGUUGAGGCGGAUAGGUCUUUACACCUUUUGUCAACUAAAUAAAAGGCGCACAUUAUUGGUACUAAGAGCGAAGAAAUAUUUUAUACUCGAGCAAUUUCGUUAAAAAAAUUAAUAAUUAACGAGGGUGCGCAGGGUUGUAUUUUAUCGUACGAGCUAGAUAGAGACAGCAGCUCUUUGUCUCGUUUCGGUUAGUUUAGUUAAUUUAGUCUGAUAUCUGAAGUAGCUAGACAACUGCGACAAUGGAUAAAGCAAAAUCAAUUAUCGGGAAAAAAGGGUCAGGAUCUUGUCAUGCCAACGCACUUCAGAGGGAGUUUCAUUCCCAGGCUAACAUCGGUGGCUGUAACGCAUACAAAUCAAGUGGAAACUGUAGUGGUGACAGUAGCAAUAUUGAACACUUCAAUCACCUGCAGCCCGAUCACGUCGAAGCCAAUGGGUCAUCUCCUGCGAAAAGAUGCCGGUUACGAAGAAGAGUUGAGUCGGUGAAGAGAAACAGACCACCCUUCCCCUGGUUUGGGAUGGACAUCGGCGGUACUCUGGUGAAGCUGGUCUACUUCGAGCCUAAGGACAUCACGGCGGAGGAGGAACAGGAAGAGGUGGAAAACCUGAAGAGCAUCCGCCGCUACUUGACCUCCAACACGGCGUACGGGAAGACGGGCGUCCGAGACGUUCACCUGGAACUGAAGAACCUGACCAUGUGCGGCCGGACGGGCAACCUGCACUUCAUCCGCUUCCCCACGCAGGCCAUGCAUCGCUUCAUCCAGAUGGGCAGCGACAAGAACUUCUCCAGCCUUCACACCACGCUCUGCGCCACGGGCGGAGGGGCCUACAAGUUCGAGAACGACUUCAGAACGAUGGCUGAUUUAGAGCUGUUGAAGCUGGAUGAGCUUGACUGUCUGAUUCACGGCCUGCUCUAUGUGGACUCCGUGAGGUUCAACGGCCACCCCGAGUGCUUCUACUUUGAGAACCCGUCAGACACCCAGAACAGUGUGAAGACACCGUGCAGUCUGGCCGACCCGUUCCCUAUGCUGCUGGUCAACAUUGGAUCUGGGGUUAGCAUCCUGGCUGUGUACUCCAAAGACUACUACAAACGGGUCACUGGCACAAGUCUUGGUGGGGGUACGUUCCUGGGCCUGUGCUGCCUGCUGACUGGGUGUGAGACAUUUGAAGAGGCUCUGGAUAUGGCUAGCAGAGGCGACAGCAGCAAUGUGGACAAGCUGGUGAGGGAUAUCUACGGAGGAGACUAUGAGCGUUUCAGUCUCCAAGGAUCUGCUGUAGCCUCCAGCUUUGGCCACAUGAUGAGUAAACAGAAACGAGACUCCGUCAGCAAAGAGGACCUGGCCCGGGCUAUGCUGGUCACCAUCACCAAUAACAUCGGUUCCAUUGCACGCAUGUGUGCCGUCAACGAGAAAAUCGAGAGAGUUGUGUUUGUUGGGAAUUUCUUACGGAUCAACACCGUGUCUACUAAGCUGCUGGCCUACGCCAUGGACUUCUGGUCCAAGGGACAACUGAAGGCCCUGUUCCUAGAACACGAGGGAUAUUUUGGCGCGGUUGGGGCAUUCCUGGAGCUGCUAAAGUCGUCUGAGGAGCCAUGAUGAUAUGCCAAUGUCAUCCCUCAAGAAGCUGCCGAGAAGCCGCCACAGGAAACUGGAAAAAGCCAUUUAAUAAUUUAACUCUAAAUAUCUUUGAACUAUAUCUCUAAAAUCCCCUCAAAUAGAGGUUUUAUUAAUAAAGCUAAUGUAAUGCCUCAUGUCAUGAACCCUGUGUGGCAGGUAAUUGCUAAGGGUCACAGAGACUGUUAGUUUCUUGGUACUGUGUGUAAAUAUCUAUUCUCGUAGUUCUAGAGUGCACUAAAGCCAAAACCUGCUGAGAUUUUACCUGUGUGACAGGAGUCUGCAGUCUUCGGUAUAGAGGAAAGGGAGUUUCUCUCAACAUAUGAAUAUUGCCUUGUCUGCUGCUGUUCUGUCCAUUGUGAAAAAGGCCAACGGGGGAGGGGGGUAGUUCUAUUUGUAUCAAAUGAAGGGACCAAAGAGGCUGAUUCAUCAUAAUUGACUGGCCCUUUUAAUUCAGCAUGUCACAACGAGGGUCUACUCUCCUGUUGCUUGUGGCACAUUCAUCAUAGCUUUAUUAACACAUCACAGUUAACAGAUAUGUAGUGUUAUAGACCCUUGGUUCACCAGCCUCCUCAAACUCUAGUCUCUUUUAGUGAUGAAGUUCUGUUGGUACGUCUGUCAGGUUAAGAUAUAUGUUAUGAAUCUUGAUACUUUGGUUAUUUUGAGAUGCUGCACUACGAGUCCAGUACAAGUAUCCACUUCUGUUUAUUUCACACUUGCCUAUCUCACUAAUAAAGUGUGCCCUAUCUUCUCCAAACCCCGGACCAUAACGACACCCCUCUACAGCCAGUGGUGAUGUAAAAUCGUCUAGUGUUUUGAAUUGCCUAGUAAGGACUGUUUUGUGGUGUUUUAUCUAACGUAGUUGUAAGAAAGGUACAUAACUACUGGCAGCAGUUUGUCUACAUAGUGAUUUUUUUUAAAAAGUAUUUUAUCUUAUGUCGGUGUGGGAGUUCCUCACCCAGUGCGAAGGGUUAAUUUACCUGCAGUUUGGACAGGACAUCUCUAUUUUGGCCCCUAAAGCAAUUCCCAUAGCUGCUAUCAAUUUUCUUGUUUUAUACAUCAGUUAAAGCUAUUCAAUGUGAACGUGCUUGUAGCUAGAAUAUUGAAGGACCACCACACUAGACAUGAUUUACCUGUUGGCUUAGGUAUUUCAAACGGCAGCAAUAACUGGGCAGCAAGUAGUCAAAGAAGCAUCCCAUUUAUUGCGUCCAUCAUAAUGACCUCAUAAAACAGUGACGGCUCCUCUGUUAGAAUCCAAUGUCUCAACCUUUGCUAUUAUGACAUCACAAUGUUCUGUUUUUGUAUUUUUUGCCUUCCUCCUCUCCCUGUUGGUUAAUGGCCUCCGCCUAUCAGGUGGCACCGUUGUCAAACUGGGUAGCAGUGUACUUACUGGCUACUCUGUGCCACCCACUUCUCACCUCAAACUUGUUUUGUUGCCUUUUGUUUUUAGUAGAACUAGGAUUCUGUGCCCUACGGUCUUUUAAAAAAAAAAGUGUUUGAUUCAGUGUGGUUUUUUGUGAAGUCAAGAGUCUCACUGCAACAUGGAGUUUAGUCGGGUUAGUAGAUGGUAUCAUUCAACUGCAUGGGAUUCUGACUUGAUUUCAUAAAGAUCUUAUUUUUAUUUUUUUGAGGGGGGGGGUGAUUUUUCAAAUGUUCAUGUUGUGGUUUUCUGUAUCGUUUGUUGCUUUUGGCUCAGUUAUUACAAGCAUCCCCUGUUCACAUUUGCAUGCAUGCUCUUGUGAAAGUGACAAUAGGUCUUGGUACUAGUCUGGAUCAAUGGUUAAAUUUGGGAUUACCAUUUCAAUAUUUAUGACCCCCACCCCCCCAUAGCAGAUUUGUAUAUUAUAUUUACCCCCAAUAGCAGGUCCCAAUUUACAUUAUAUUUAUUGAAGUGUAAUAACUACUGAUAUGUUGAAGCACCUCAAGCGUCCGAAAAUGUCCUGUAUAGAUGCGUCAGUAACUGACGUCAUUGUGCUGUGAGGUAAUAUUACAUAAAGACGUUUCUCUGUACUUACAAACCUCAAAUUUCCUGCCAAGUUAAAUUGAGUGAAGUUAAAAUAAAGUUGUUUCUUUUCUUUUUUUGCAUCAAUGUAUUAGACUGUCCUGAAGACGUCCUUACAAGUCUGGUAUUGAAGCAUUGUGAAUAUAUGCCUGCCGUUCAAGUCAGUUUUUAGUAUGUUAGCCUGGCU